CACGGUCCGCUCUUUCGGCCAAUCGGAGCGCAGAUGCCCUAGCGGGAGCUCGGCGUCGCGCGGCUCGGGUGAUCUUGCGCAGAGCGUAGGUGGCGUUCGGCGCUAGCUCCCACUCCGCCUGUCUCUCUUGCAGCCUCCAGGAGAUCCGCUCCGCUCUUCUAAAGCCUCCGCAAUCAUGUGGAUGACACCUAAGAGAAGCAAGAUGGAAGUCGAGGAGGCUCAGGGGUUCCGGCCCGAGUGGACCCGACGUUAUCUGGUGGUGGAGCCCCCGGAGGGCGAAGGGGCCCGCUGCCUGCUCUGCGCCCACCUCGUCGAAUCCGCUUGCGAACGCGACGUCAGGCGCCACUACGAGGCCGAGCACAGGUACUACCAGCGGUAUGUGGAGGAGGGCGAGCGCGAGGCCCUGGUGGAGCGCCUGCGGCAGGGCGACAUCCCCGAGGUCGUCCCGCCCACUCCCGAGGAGCGAGCGGCGCGUGCGGGCCUCGGCAUCGCCCGCCUCCUGGCCUUGAGGGGUCGCGGCGAGGGCGAGGGGGACUUUGUGUACCAGUGCCUGGAGGUGGUGCUGAAUGACGUGCUGCCGGAUCACGUAGGCGUUUUGGGUGGCAUUGAUCUCUCUUCAGAGACCAUCCGGCAGAGGGUCCUGAACAUGAACGAAAACCUACGCGGUCAGCUUUUUAACCGAGCCAAGGACUUUAGGGCCUAUUCCCUUGCCUUGGAUGACCAGGCUUUCGUGGCCUAUGAGAACUACCUCCUGGUUUUCGUCCGCGGCGUGGACGUGGACUUGGAGGUGCAAGAAGAGCUCCUGACCAUCAUCAACCUGACCAAUCACUUCAGUGUGGGCGCUCUCAUGGCGGCGAUCCUGGAGGCCCUGCAGACGGCGGGGCUUAGCUUGCAGCGGAUGGUGGGCCUAACCACCACGCACACCCUGAGGAUGAUUGGUGAGAACUCUGGACUGGUGUCGUACAUGAGAGAGAAGGCCGUGAGCCCCAACUGUUGGAAUGUCAUCCAUUACUCGGGAUUCCUUCACUUGGAACUGUUGAGUUCCUACGAUGUAGAUGUCAAUCAGGUCAUAAGUACCGUAUCGGACUGGAUACUUCUGAUUAAGACAAGAGGCAUCAGGCGGCCCGAAUUUCAGGCUCUGCUGACUUCAUCUGAAUCAGAGCAUGGCGAAAGGGUUAACGGACGGUGUCUGAACAACUGGCUAAGAAGAGGGAAGACUUUAAAACUCAUCUUUUCAUUAAGGAAAGAGAUAGAGGCAUUCUUGGCUUCGGUAGGGGCAACGACAGUCCAUUUCACAGACCCCGAGUGGCUUUGUGAUUUCGGCUUCUUGGUGGACGUGAUGAACCACCUCCGAGAUCUCAGUGAGCUGCUGCGAUUCAACAGAGUCUUCGCUGCUACUGCAUUUGACCACAUUUGUAGCUUUGACGCUAAGCUGAAUUUACUGCACAGACAUCUUGAGGAAAAAAACCUAACCCACUUUGCUGCCUUGAGAGAAGUCGUUGAUGAGCUUAAACAGCAUAUCAAAGAAGAAGAAAAAAUACUUGAUCCGGGUAGGUAUAAAGUGGUGAUCAGUCGCCUGCAGAAAGAAUUUGAUAGACAUUUCAAGGACCUCAAGUUCAUUAAAAAGGACUUGGAACUGUUUGCAAAUCCGUUUAACUUUAAAGCUGAGCAUGCACCUAUUGCAGUAAGGAUGGAGCUGACAAAACUUCAAGCGAAUUCUGACCUUUGGGAGGAAUACAGAAACAAAGACCUGGGGCAGUUCUAUGCUGGAUUGUGUGCUGAAACCUACCCAAUUAUCAAAGGGGUUGCCUAUAAGGUGGCAUCCCUGUUUGAUAGCAGUGAAAUCUGUGAAAAGGCCUUUUCAUAUCUGGUUAGAAACCAGCACACUCUGAGCCAGCCGUUAACAGACGAGCAUCUCCACGCCCUGUUUCGGAUCGCCACAACCGAAAUGGAGCCACAUUGGGAUGCUCUUGUGAGAGUAAGAAAUCCACCUAAUCCGUAAGCUUUUGUGGGACAAUAUUGAAAUACUCCACGAGAAUCCAGUCCUAACAGCAAAAAUUUGAUUUUUCAAGUUGACUCCUUUAGAGUGUGAGAAAGCACCAAGUUUAUUCAUUUAAGUUGUUAACAAUUGAGAUUCUUCUGACUUUUUUUUUUCUCAUCUCAAGAGGCAGCAUGGGACUAGAACAUGCAAACACCUCUUUUCAAACUUAAUGUCAAAGUCGUCAUUGUCUUUUGCUUUUAUGACAUAAUUGUUUUUAAAGCAGUUUAGUACUGAUGAUGUGAGUUGACUUAGGAGUCUGUUUUGAAGAAAUGUUAGGUCAUAUUUUAACGAAAUGUUAAAAUUCUGAUGCAUAUAGUCUAAAAUUAUCAUCUCCUUCAUUGUAUGUUUGAGCCAAUUUGCAGAAAUUCACAUAGCAAGUUCAGAAGUUUCUGAAAAGGAAGAACAUACAUUUAGUGGAGAUACUUGUCUAUCAAAAUGUUUGAAACUUUUAAAAAACAUUGUGAGUCAGGGGUAAAUAUUAGCAGAUUUCCUCCCUCUCACCUCUCACCUCUUCCCUAAACACUACAGUAAUAAUGGUUGAUAUUCCUAAUAGAGGAAAUAAUCAAAUAAAAUUUUAGGAGCAAGAAUUAUUUUUAAAUUGCUGAUUAGAAGGCUUCCUGAAAUUUGGAGGUCAGACUAACCAAUUAUUGGAGGUUUCCCCUGAAUCUCUCACAAUUAGGUGCUGUUUUAUUUACUAGCUCACCUAUUAAAGGACUAUGGUAAGUAUAGAAUCUUAAUGAUUACCUAUUAGUAAUGCUUUUUUUCUAUUGUAGACAAAUGUUUGGCCCUGUCAAGAAGGAUGAAGCAAAAAUAUUUUUGCACUCCAGGAUCAGGAGUUUUCUUAAACGAUUUGUCUGUAUUCCUGUUGUCCCACAUUGCCACUCAAACUGCUCAAUCAAGCUCACAAAGUUUUUGUGAAUGUUGUUACCCUCUGAUACCACCAUCGACCACUCUCCUUGAAGUAGAUGUUUACUUGACUUCGGGAGAUACCAGGUAUGCUUGCUCAGUCUUCUUUGCAGGUACUUCUUUCCCUUAAAUAUCUGUGUUCUUGGGAUAGUUAAAUUUUCUUGUUCUACAUCAUCUUAACUGAUCCCAUUCCCUUUCAUGGUUUCAAGUAUCAUCUAUAUGCACAUGACUCUCAAGUUUAUAUCUCCUUUCUAAACCUUUCCUAACUCAUAUAUCUAAUUGCCAACUUACGUCCAUUUUGCUGUCUCAGGGCAGCACAGUAAGUAUGUCAUUGAUCUUGCCCCUAAACCCCUAAACCUGCUUCUAUCAUGUUUCUCCUUUUGGUAAGUGGUACCACCACUACCACCCAUUCAGUUGGCUUGCCUAAGCCAAAACUUGAGUUAUCCAUGACUUUCCCUCUUCAUACAUCAUAACAUUCACAAAAACCUUUCUGUUAAGUCCACCAUCUAAAUUUUUCUUAAUUCUCGAGUGCUACUCUUCUAAUUCAGGCCAUCAACCUACCUAAAUGAUAGCAACAACCUCCUCAUUAGUCUCCCUUUCUCAGGUUUUGAUCCCUUUCCACACUGCGGCCAGAUUGUUCCAAAAGGCAUAUCUGGUCAUAUCUCUCCACUGCUUUCACCAUUGCUCUUAAAGAUAAGGUAAAUUUCUGUUCGUCUGUCAGGUCUCACUUUAUAUACGACUUCCUCUAGGAAGCCUUCAUUGAUGCCCACUAGACUAUGUACCCCUUCUACAUCCUUCCUAAAUACCCUUUUUUUCCCCCCAGCCAUACACUUAACACACUUAAUUGUUACUUGUUAUUAAUCACUGCUAUAUUGUAAGCUUUAUAAGGGCAGGGACUUCAUGCCUUGCUCAGUGUUAUAUCUGUAGUGAUUAGCACAAUGCCUGGUGUUUCAAUAAAUGUUUGAAUGA
Molecule: messenger RNA, 3916 nt
Organism: Pipistrellus kuhlii (Kuhl's pipistrelle)
Lineage: Eukaryota; Metazoa; Chordata; Mammalia; Chiroptera; Vespertilionidae
Gene: EPM2AIP1
Product: EPM2A interacting protein 1
Exons: 2
Coding region: 176-2002 (608 amino acids)
Biological process (GO): positive regulation of glycogen (starch) synthase activity; response to insulin; positive regulation of glycogen biosynthetic process
Source: RefSeq, a predicted model, not a curated record